AUGUCCGGUCUUCUUGAAGACGUGCCAACCCCAUGCCCCUCUAGGCUGGGGGCCUCUCGAGUCGACCGCAGCAGCGCGGGAAGCGACUCGAUCCGAAGCAUGUGGGAAGAUAGUUUAGACUCCUGCGAAGACACUGCAAACAUCGAAUUCACGACCGAAAUCCAAGCCUCCAUCCUAACCGGUGCCAAACCCCGACGACGAACCAAGACCAACUCCUCCUCCACCUUUUCUAUCCACGACGAAAGCGAAGAGAAUCACGCUCCCGCGGCCAACAAGCGACGGAGGGACAAUGGAACAAUCGCUGCGCCUUCGAAUCGAAAGUCCUCGUUGCUGGCUCAGCCGGCUCAGCGGUUCCGACCUAAAGUUAGCCUCCCGGCUGCUUCGCCCGCAAAGCCGAUGCGAUCGCAAGGAGAAUUCGGGAGGACUCAGACGCGAAAGUUUGACGUGGAUAAGAACAAGGAGCUCUUGAUGCAGAUCAAUGGGAAUCCACAGGAGACACGCACCGAUAUGGUGAAGGACGUCCAUCGUGAUGCGGUGUAUGUUCCUCCGAACGAACCCACGGCGGCUAGUGUCUUUAUGGGCUUGUUUAGCCCGAUCAAGUCGGACUAUUUGGACCGUCAAUCUGAGACUACGAAACAUCCGAAUAUUGCUAGAAAACGACAUACGAAACCGUCCCUCGCGUCGUCCGCGCACCGAGCUCCAUUGCAGCCCAGCGCAAAGAUCAGCCAAGAGUCUCGCAUUCAUAUAGACGUUGUUGGGAAGAAUGGUGGAAAAGAGAAUAUUCCCCCGGGUACAAUUCUGGUCGACGGCAAGGAAAAGAAGUUUCCGUCCGCAAAGUUCGGAGAGACUCAUGACAACGCCUCGAAACCACAUAAACGAGCAGCGAACAAUGAGAUGCGUGCUCCCACGAGGCCAGCGGUCAGGCCAUUAGCUGCUAAAUCGGCCAAUGGGUCUCUCCAGAGAGCGAUGAACAACGUCAAAACAUCUUCGGCCAAGGCCGGUUUGAAAGAUAUCGUCAAGCCAAAGAUGAACACGGCGAGACGGCCACUGGCAGCGUCGACAGGAUCGACCCUUUCCAGCUCUCUGAAGCAAUCCAAAGGUUCUAUCGCUGGCUCUAGGACUACAGCUGCCAGAACUACAGCUGCCCGAGCUAACGCAAAGAAGCUGGAUUGCGAGUACCCGCUAAUUCAAGAGGAAAUCAAAAACCCAGCAUUGUACGAGGAUAAUUGGCUUUCGCAUCAAGAGAUAGUAAUCACGCAGUUGGUCAACGGGCUUUUCGAAUCCACGGAGAGCUCAACUUUCAGCGACCCUGGCGCUCAACGGCAUAGCCUCCUAGCGCUAUACCAAGAUCCCUCAUUUGCACAGCUUUACAAGCGUGUCCAGGCAUCUUUGCUGUACGGUGCAUUGAGCAUUCCAAGGGAUGUUCUUGCGCGAACCACCCGACUCAAGCGAGACCUGGGAAUGAAGAGGAAGUUUCUCGAUUUCUGGCUAAACACGUAUGAUCUUGGAAUCCUGAGAGCUGGAUUGGAAACAAUCACAGGCAGAAGAAUUGCCAACUCGAAAAUGAUGCAGGAGAGCACUGCCGGCUCCGAAGAUUCCAGCCUGAAGCGCAAGAUGGAAAAAUUCUUGGAUACAUUUCUGCUUCAGAACCAGGACAUGGAUCGAGACUCGAAAGAGCCAGAUUCUAAACUCCUCAGCAAGGCAUACCACCGAACUGUUUUCCGCAGUAUCAUGCUCAUCAUCCUUCUGGAUAAAGCGGCGACAGAAUCAGGUGCAAAACUUCCUCGUCUGUUUCUUUCUACGUCGCCACACAAAUCGUCCGCUGCGGUCCUCCAGGCCUUAGCCCGGUUUCUGCUGCCGUCGUCUGGGGAUGUCGUUAAAGCACUGAACCACCUGGACUGCCAUCUUACCUAUGAGCAGCAUCCGCUCCAAGAAUACGAGUACAGAAUCAGCAACCUUGCCGUUGACCUGAGGGACGGCGUUAGACUAACGAGGAUCGUGGAGUUGCUCCUCUUUCCUUCAGCGGCGCGCGAGCAUCCGUGGCCCCUUUCUCAAAACUUGAAGUUCCCCUGCUUGAGCCGUGCAGUCAAGGGAUUCAAUGUUGAAGUUGCUUUGAACGCUAUAGCUUCUUCAAGAAGCUCGCGCGGGCUACUGAGCAAUGUACGGGCGGAGGACAUCGUCAACGGACAUCGUGAGAAGACCAUCUCGCUUCUUUGGGGACUGGUUAGCAAAUGGGGUCUCGUCGAGCUCAUCAAUUGGAAUGACUUGAGCGAUGAGAUUCAUCGGCUGAAGCUGAAAGCCAGUCAGCAAUUUGGACACCAGAGCUUAACACAGGAUUGGUUCCAAGAAUUCGAUGCGACAGAUGAGAGCGAUGGACAUGUUCUCCUGCUCAAGCAAUGGGCGUCUAUUCUGGCGCAUCUGAAGGGUCUACACUUGGACAAUCUCAGCACCAGUUUUGGCGACGGCAAAAUCUACGAAAGCAUCGUGGACGAGUAUGAAGAGUACAUACUUCACGCAGAUCCAGAACCCCUGACCAGCGGAAACCCACUAUCCUUACAAUCCCGUCUCCGAACAUUGGGAUGCAGUGCACAUUUCGCGAACCUCAUCCACCCCAGCACAUCCAAACAUCACAUCCUAGACAGCGACUUCACCAUCGGCGCUCUUGCCUUCCUCUGCUCUCGCCUUCUCUCGGCCAGCAAACGCGCCCGCGCCGCGACGGUGCUCCAGCAGCGAUGGCGAGGCAUUCUUGCGCAUCGCGAUCUUCAGCGCCGGAUCGUCGCGCGAGAUGUGGCCCGGCAAUGCGCCGCCGUGGUACAGACCAGGGAGCGAGUCAUUUGGGCCACUUCAGUCAUUGUGCAAUGGUGGAGAAACAUGAAGGCGAAACCGCAGCGUCGAAACGGACGGACGUCCACUUUUUCCAGU
Messenger RNA from Aspergillus steynii IBT 23096, 2922 nucleotides. RefSeq names its product putative calmodulin-binding protein Sha1 (gene sha1). The record is from RefSeq and is a predicted model, not a curated record. The annotation marks the transcript as partial. The transcript is spliced from 2 exons. Gene Ontology annotation, biological process: spindle organization; establishment of meiotic spindle localization; mitotic cell cycle. Gene Ontology annotation, molecular function: protein binding. Gene Ontology annotation, cellular component: spindle pole. Lineage: Eukaryota; Fungi; Ascomycota; Eurotiomycetes; Eurotiales; Aspergillaceae.